AAAAGGAGUAAACCUUCACUCAUAUAAAUACGAACUAGUCACAAUCAACUACUUGCAAUUGACUUUUUUUUUUAUAAUUAGCAAAUUUUUCGCUAAUUUUGACAAGUGAUUUUUCUCCUGGAAUUUGUGAUUUCGUGAACACGUUUUUUUGUCUUUUAUUUGUAAAAAAGUAAAAAUAUCUUGAACCAUGGAUAAUUCUGCAAAUUCGAGCAACAAUAGCAAUGUUAAUGCAACAAAUAAACGACUACAACAGACGCAGGCUCAAGUGGAUGAAGUGGUUGGUAUCAUGAGAGUAAAUGUUGAAAAAGUAUUGGAACGUGAUCAGAAAAUCAGUGAAUUGGAUAAUCGUGCGGAUGCGUUACGUGAAGGUGCCAAUCAAUUUGAACAACAAGCUGGUCGCUUAAAACGUAAAAUGUGGUGGAAAAAUUUAAAAAUGAUGAUCAUUUUAGGGGCAAUCGCUACAUUUAUUGUUAUUAUUAUCUUAGUGUGGAUCAUUCAAAGUAUUAAAGGUGACGAUAACAGUAACUAAAAAAAAAACUAAAAUUGGAUUGAUAAUAUUUAUAAAUAUGGACCCUCCGUACUUUUUGUCUUCCCCCAAAUCAUCCUGAUCUUGAUAUAAGAUUCAAAAUUAUUUUUAGUAUUAUAUAAUCUUUAUAAAAUAUACAAAUACAACCAUUUAAGUCCAGUCCAUCCAGCAUUUCUACUUUUUUUAGAAAAUUUUAUCUUUUUUUUUUUUGAGGGAUAUACAACAAAAUAUU
Molecule: messenger RNA, 758 nt
Organism: Chrysoperla carnea
Lineage: Eukaryota; Metazoa; Arthropoda; Insecta; Neuroptera; Chrysopidae
Product: synaptobrevin-1-like
Exons: 3
Coding region: 188-529 (113 amino acids)
Biological process (GO): vesicle fusion; vesicle-mediated transport
Cellular component (GO): plasma membrane; SNARE complex
Molecular function (GO): SNAP receptor activity; syntaxin binding
Source: RefSeq, a predicted model, not a curated record